Molecule: messenger RNA, 658 nt
Organism: Mytilinidion resinicola
Lineage: Eukaryota; Fungi; Ascomycota; Dothideomycetes; Mytilinidiales; Mytilinidiaceae
Exons: 1
Coding region: 17-412 (131 amino acids)
Source: RefSeq, a predicted model, not a curated record
CCACCCGAAUUCAGAGAUGUGCCACUGCGUUCAAAACUUAUCACCAUCUUGCCCACAUGCCUGGCUCGAGCUCAUUGACCCUUGCUACCCAGGCCGAAACCUCGACACCUGCCCGCGUUUCCAAGACGGCGCCUUGACAAUUGUCAGUCGAUUACCACCUUUUCGGAAGAAAUGGGCCCCUCCUCACUGUUGUCCGCGGUGCAACCUCGGAGGAUACGAUGGCAGAGUUACAAAGAUGAUUGUUCGGGAAAGUCAUGGUUGCAAGCUUGGCAGGAGUCCACCACGGCCCCCACCGAGGUCGCGGCGCGGGUACGGGUACGGAUAUGGGGAUGACUAUGGGUACGACUACCGGGACCGACGAUAUGGAUAUAGGGAGCCGUCCUAUGGAGGUGGCUGCUGUGUCUUGAUGUGAUAUUGCGGGCUUUAUUUUGGGGGCUAUGUGUUUCUUUUACGAUGCCAUAUUUGUGCUGGAGUUUGGGUGUGUAAGACUAUCACAGUUCUCUGUCUCGGCUUGUCAAGCUUAUGGAGGAAGCUAGCUAAGGCACGAGCAUAGGGAUAUUUACCAACUAUUCCACAUCAUUUUUCACCAGAGCCCUGGCUCUACUCUAACAUACUCGAAACUGUCUCCAUUCCAAUUCUGACCUUAAAUGAUCUCUCA